Molecule: messenger RNA, 6879 nt
Organism: Anopheles nili
Lineage: Eukaryota; Metazoa; Arthropoda; Insecta; Diptera; Culicidae
Exons: 4
Coding region: 1-6879 (2292 amino acids)
Molecular function (GO): protein binding
Source: RefSeq, a predicted model, not a curated record
AUGGAAUCCCAACGAGUACUAUCAUCGCCGUCGAACGGCGGAGAUGACACCGAGACGGAUUCGAUCAGUUGUUACGUGGCCGAUGGGACUGAUCCGGUAGACCACGACACUCCCGGAGUCCACUAUCGGCUCCACGGUGGGCAGGACCCAGCAGAGCAGGACCAUUUGCGAAAGGGUCUGAACCGCAUCUCUAGCGAUUCGGCGUCCACUUACGAAAUUGUUGACGCCGGCAGCCCGCAGUCACCCGCGUCCGACGCGAGCGAUGGCCACGGGGUUGAUGGGGAUGACGACGAUGACGGUGAACAGGACGAGGAAGAGGAGGACGAGAUGUGGAGCAACAUUGUGCGCAUAAAUCAAGCGACGAACGCGACGGUGGCCGAGUUGGCGGCAGGCGGCAGCCCCGGAGAUGACGACGAGGGUCUGCUGGUGAAUGAAAUCGAGUACGAAGUGCAGGAGGCCAGUGGGUCCGACUGUGAACCAUCGAACCGUGACGGAAACGGUGAAAAAGUGCAGCGAAAACGGUUCGAUCUAGCACGCUCGUCCACGAAGGAAGAGAAGCAACGGCACAACGAGGAAAUACUGAUCAUGAAAUCAAACUCGCUCUCCUCCGAUACGACCACCGCUACUAACUCGUGGGAACCAGUCAGUGUGGACACCUGCACGGCCGGAGCUGUUGCUGUUGCUGCUGCUGGCACUGAGGCUGAAGAAAACGAGACGAAGGAGUACCAGGAGUCGGAAAGGAUCGUUGACAGCUCGCUGCCAUACAGUGCUCCCACGAAACCAUGCUUUAUAGAUGCGUCAUCGUUGUUCGAUGAUGACGAGGUGGUGUAUCCUUCCUUCCAGGAUACCAGCGUUGGAGCACACGGUCAAUCGCAACAGCACUGGGCACGACCGGCAUCAUCGGCAGGAGGAAACAGUGUCCAGCUAGCGACGAUCCUGUGUGAUGACGAGAAACUAUCGCGCUCAGCAGCAAACGUAAUCGAGGAACAACCUGUGGUGGCUGUAGAAGUGAAGGAUCAGUUCUCCGCCGGACCGGCGAACGAUUUGCUCGUGUCCAAAUUGAGGCUAACGGAGGCAAAAGAUUUGGCGGAAACGUGUGUGGAUGGAUGCGAGCGUGAGGAGGUGCUCGCACGACAGGAAGCCGAAAGGAAGCAGGGAUUAUUUCUUUUUCAGAACUCGAUCCAACAGUACUCGGGCCAUCUCAUAGAGUCGGGCUUGCAAUUCGCUCCGGAGGAAAACUAUAGCGACCUUUCUUUGCCCAGCGUGUACUCAUCGAGUAGCGAGCCCAACUACGGCGAGUACAGCUCGUUAACGAUUAGCGAUAAUCAACGUUAUUCACUUGGAGCGACGGCCGGUGGAGUUGUGGCCGACGAUGAAAGGACGGGUGGACGGAUGGACAGUUUUCGUGGAGGUGGGACCAGUACUAGCGGAUACAACUCCAGUUCCGCCGACUAUAGUAGCCGCACGCAGGCGACCAGCGACGUCGAGUCGACAUCCCACUAUCCAAAUACACCAUUCAAUUCGAUCGUGCACGUAACGUCGUCUGCGGCCAUUCCACAGCAACUUGCGCUUCAUCGACAGCUGCAUGGGGAUGAUACCGGCAAUGAAACGAGCCGGGCCAGUUCGGUGGAUCGCGAGUCACAUUCGACCCCCAUCAGGAUUCCAAAGCGGCUGCAAAAGCACGACGAAUCUGCUCCUAUAGUGUCGGGCGGAGCGUCUAUCGAAGAUUUCACACCGAAACAAUGCGAGAGCCCUUCGAUUCGCCGGCGAACCGACACCUGCCCGAUCGUGUCCGGCGGUAGCAUCAGCUUCGAUGAUCCCUCCGAGGACCGGCUGACAUCGAGGCAACUCAGCAAAAGCGGCUCGGGAAAGUCAUGGGUCGUCGAUCUGAAAAACUGUCCUGACGAUGAAAAGUCGGCGGCUAUGCAUUCGCUCGAGCACUCGGGCCAGCGGAGUCUCGGAUUUUUCGUCGAUUUGGGCAGUCUUAAGACGCCGGAGGAGGAAAAGGCGAUCACGGUGGUAAGCAAACCGCGCACGGCUCGGUCCGAGUUGAUGAAGAAAUCCACAGGGUUCUAUAUCGACCUUUCGGACGAUGGUAGUGAGAGCACGCGCAGUGCCACGCCAAAGCUGGGCGUUGGAAAACAGGAAACUCCUCCACCAUCAGCAUCCGCACUGACCGGAUCGUCGCGCGGGGAAUCGGUGGAGAAACAAACAGACCGGAAGAAUAUGUUCUCAAUGUUCAUCGACUUUGGGGCAGAUAGCGCUACCGGAAGCGCCACGAAUGCCGGCAAACCCAUCGCCAUGCCGAGGAAGCUUUCGAUGCCGCAACCAGUGCAAGCGGAAACUGCCAACGGCAGAGAGACGGUGCGUCCCAGCAGCCUAGGGCCCACGGGUGAUGAGACGAGUAAGCCUUACUACAUGUUUAUCGGAUCGGCAGAUGCUCAACCACCGGUGGUUCGUCGGCCAAACGGAAAUACCGUUAAUAGCGGCGGUGGUGCCAGACACGAAUCGAAACGCCAUUCAUGGAAUACAACCGUCGGUGAGGUUGGUACUGGUAUCGCUGCAGGAGCGUUCCAUGAGCGACGAAUCGCCGGCAACAGUGCCUACCAGCGAUCGACAAGCGUAACAAGCGAUCGAGGCAUCAUGAACAUUCUGGACAAAAUACCGCUUUUGUCGAAGACUUCCAGCAUGUCGAUCGACUCCUCCGUGUCACCGUUUGAGGAUUUCACCUGUUCUAAGUCAGAGCUGAGCACUUACUCGAACCACUCGAUAUCUUCCAACUCGGGCCACUCCAGCAACGAAUCAAAGGUGUCUCCGAAAGAUGUUCCCGGUCAGCCAGCGGACGUUCCCGUUGAAGGUGCGAUGGUAUCAUCUGUGAAGAAGAAGCGGAAGGACGCAAAAAUUAACGAGACAUUCGAUAAGAGCAGCCAGGGUUCGGUGACUGACGGGAUUCUUUCAUCGAACGAGGACGGCUCUCCAACGUCCACUACGACCGACACAGACGAUGUGACAUUUCAGAACAAUCCAAACGAAGAAGAAACGUUACUACUGCAACCCACCAGUGCGCACGUGGUUGAAUGUCAACCGCUGAAACUACCUCCCGCAGAGGAACCAAUCAAACUGUCCACCAUUACCACGAGCUCGAGCAGCGUCGGUAAGCAGAUGGAAACUAUCGUUGAGGCACUAGAAAGUUCUCCUCGCCAUGUGGCCAAUACGACAACGCGCGGCAAAGCGCAGCACACUAUGGAAACGCUGCAUGCUACGAUCGAAAAGCAGAAGCAACUGCUCGAAACGGUGUCCGAGAACGUCGAGUCACACGCGUCAACGACCACUUCCUCUUUCGUUAAGUUAUCCGACAUGGAUAAACCACCAUCAGCAGUGAAUCAGCAGGCGGCCAAGUUCGAGCUACAUUCGAACGGUCUCAGUAGCGCUGGUGGUGGAGGAAGCAACAUGUCAAAUUCAGCCGGUUCCAGUCGAGUUGCGCGGUUGUUCGAGUGUCAAAAGUACAACACGAUUGGGUCGGCAAUCGGUGCUAGCAGCCAAUCCGCUAGGCAGCAGCAGCAGAAGACAUCGAACUUCUACCACUCGAACGGUGGGGUCGCGUCGAUGGAGCGGCACUCGUGGAAUAUGUCUCGCUCGACUGGCAACAACUUCGUCAGCCUCAUCUCGUCGUCGGUGGAAAACUCCCGUUCACUGAGCCGACUGUUUCCGCAUCUGACGAAAGCUUUCAGCAACAGUCUUCCCUCGGACGUUGGAAUGAACGGUACCGGUGGUCGUGGUGGUCAAGAUGGCAGCGAUAUGAUGCAUUCGGACUUUUCCUGCACAUCGAGCAUCACAUCGAGUCGGUCGGGUAUCGAAUCUAUCGAUGAGUCAAUCUCUAGCCGGCAACCGCGCCGCUUGGGUGAGGAUUUGCUGAAGAUGUUCCUUCAGGAGAUUGCCACCGACGUGACGAUAGAGGUCGAGACGAAGAAGAUGCGGGCGCACAAGUGCAUCCUGCGAUCACGCUGCCAGUACUUUGCGGCAAUUCUCGCUGGGAGUUGGGUGCAGAAUGCGGGUAACGUGAUCACGCUGCCGGGCUAUUCGUAUGCGGCGGUGCACUUUGCGCUAUGUCACAUCUACUCUGGUGCCUCCCAUCCACCGGAAGGCAUCAGUCUGAUGGAGCUGGCCGCAUUGUCCGAUCUUCUUGGUCUCGAAGGGCUGAAGGAGGUGACGGCUUACGCGUUGAAAACCAACUAUUGCCACAACUUUCACAAGCCCUGCGUUGGUUGCACCGACGGCGUGUUGCAAGUGUUACCUGUAACGCUGAACCACGGACUGGACGAUCUAUACCGCAAGUGUUUGAAAUGGGUUUGCAGGCAUUACGUGAAGAUUUGGUCGCAAAAGCAAUUCUCUCAGCUCCCGCUGGAUGUCGUGCAUCGAUGCAAGCAACAAAUUGUGGCCCAUCUCAGUUCCGAAAGUGUCCUUACGACAAUAUUGGACAGUGAGCAGUUGCUGACGCUGCUUCACCCUUACAAAUGGUCGAUGGAGGUAGAGAAUGUGGUCCGUGACAUACUAGAAGCGGCGUAUGACUACAUAGCAGAUCACUUCGCGUCGCUUUUGGCUAGCGAUAGUUUUCUUUCCCUUGGGCAAAAUUAUCGCUGGGCUAUUCCACACGUGGAACCAAUUCUCUUGCCAGCUGCGAAUAACCUCAGUGCCGACCAGGCUUGCAAGAGCUACCCAAGGGCAACUCGUUUACAGAAGUUGUUGCAGGCAAAGGUGCUCACGGUGACGACCACGACGUCGACUCCGAUGUCUUCCAGCGACAAUACGAACAUUGUGAAUGUGUACGAAAAACAAACAAAGGGCAAUGAUGGUGGAAGUCGCAAAGAAGUCGAUUACAAUUUGCAAGAGGAAGAGAUGGACUGGUGUGAUGAGUUCGUGAGCAUGGUGAACGCUAUCUUGUCCGCUGUGGAGCAGUGCUUAAUUCGUCAAUGUGCCCGCGCGAUGCGUGUUAGUUCCUGGCUGCGAAUGGACGUCGAACUGCGGAACAAGAUCCAGAAGCUGGCGUGUCUGAUGGAGACCACGGAUGAACGCAAAUCACGGUCGCGCUAUUCGUUCUCCUCCCAAACGUCGUCCUCGUCGUCAGUUCAUUCGCGCUCGAACGACAUGCGCCAAGUGCGCCUGGCCAUACAGGCGCACACGAAGCGCUUGUUCGAGAAUGGGCAGACCAAUUCGAAUUCCAACAACAAGACACAACAAACGCAAACGUUCACGUUACACCAAAACGAUCUUAACGCCGCGCUACUGAGUUCUCACAAACUGGCCAAGCACUUUGCUGCUCAUGAAGCGAAUGGUACCCUUAUGGCGACAACGCACGAAACAGAACGAGAGCGAACAAAGCAUCAGCUGGGCAACUACGAAAAUGGGCGCGUUUUGAAAACAUCUUCGAAGAGCCACAUUCCUGAAGGUGGUAAAAAGACUAUCACUCUGACGAAUGGACGCCAGGCGGCUAAUGGUAUGCGAGCCGGUAUGGUCGGUAAAGCAGCUCCCAUUUCUCACUCUACCGCUCAUAAAAGGUCACAGUCUGAAGAUCAUGCAAAUUUAAAACCUGUCGCCACGUCGGGUAAGACGGAAACCGUAAAUAGUCUGCGCACGAAGCUAAGCAACGUUAAGCCGCGCUAUCUGGAGCCGAAGAAACCGAAAAAUGCGGCAAAUUUGCACGCGCAGAACAAUAUUUCUUCUAGUGGUAGCUCAACGCGAACCUCGAGUCCGGCGAUGGGCCAUCGGAAGUUAACCUCAAAACUACAGCAACAAAAUCACGGCCACGAAUCAAACCUUUCGCUCGAUAGCCUCUCGUCUCCGGCAAAAAUGCGAAAUGUGAACAACGCAUCGAUAAAACCAUCUCGUGCGGCAAUUGGGGAUAUGGAUGUUUCGAUCGAUUCACUGGCGGAGUCGAUGAAAUCACACUCUAUCAAGACGAGCAACACGCUUUCGCACGAAUCGCUCAUUUAUCAGGAGUACUUCAAACCGAAAUUGAUCAAUGCUGUCGAUCAGCCCCAACCGGUUAAGAACGGGCUACACGCGAACAAGGAUAAGGAUCUCCACCGAGAGAAGCGUCCGGGCAGUGGCAAAUCUGCCGGCGGAUCCACUCGGACGGUACUAAGUACCCGAGACACGGGAGGCAUUAAAACGAAUCACUCCACCUCUUCAAUUCCGACAGCGGGGCUUGGUGUGCUGCGUUCUAAUGGCAUUAAUCGUACUGCCUCCUCGGCAAGCGUUGGAUCAAACGCUAGCGGCGGAAUAGGUCUCGUAAAGCGUAGCUUCUUGUCUCAGCGCUCGCGGGAAAUAUUAGCCCGUCGUUCUCACGAGCCAAAAUCCAACUCCACCAACUCGAGCAACAAAUCGGCCGCCUCAUCGCCAAGCUUGCUGCUGACUCGUGACAAGUCAACUGGCAGUGAUAUCACGAAAUCGGGCUCGUCAGCUUCGCUGGCCACACCCAGCACUGGCAGCAGGAAGGUAUUCAACACAACAUUGCAUCUGCGACGUACGGCCAAGGUACCAGAUGGAACCGCAAGUCAGCAACCUUCAACUGGUGUUAGCAACCGCGUUGCUCAUCAUGCAAACCACGAACGAAAGGGUGAAAAGCACUCAUCGAAGGGUGGAGGAUCACAUCGCUCCAAGGGUACUGGUUCAUCGGUGGUAUGCGACACAAGAAUCUCACUGAAAAGCAUUACAAUGGAUAAAAACAUCACUGCUAUACCUCCGGAAGUGUGUUUGAUCGAUAGCCCACCCCAUUUAUCAUCGAUGGUUGGUGGACGCGUCGAAUCGAAACUGGAGCGUUCUAACACGUUUUCCAUGGACGCAUCUGAUAAUCCAAUGGUGCUGCAAAUGCUGGAAUAA